Messenger RNA from Rotaria sp. Silwood1, 909 nucleotides. The record is from the annotation of a GenBank genome assembly. NCBI's taxonomy places the organism in Eukaryota, Metazoa, Rotifera, Eurotatoria, Philodinida, Philodinidae.
AUGCAAAUUCCAUUAUUUCUAUUUGGUUUUAUUUCACUUUAUUCGAUUGCCAGUAGUAGCGAUACUAUCAUUGUUUUUCCAUCAUCUGACAAUCAACUAAAAUUACAACAAAAAUGGUGGUGGUGGUCAAGUCAAAGGCAUAUUUUUACGGGAACAAAUACAACUGGUAUUAGUGGCUCUCGUAACGAUAAAGAAAAUCCUCCUGGCAAGGUCGAAAUUUUGAAUUGUACCUUCGAAAAAAUUGGGAAUGGUGUGAUCAAUCGAUUUACUAAACUUUCUAUUGUUGGAGUUAUUGUUAUUCAAGCGCAGUGGUUUUCUAUUGAAUUGCUGGGUCUUAUUGCGGAUCAAGGCAUAACCGUUCACGAUAUUUUCAUUUUAGACAGUGGAAAUGGACUUAUUAUACAUGAAAUAGUUGGGCCUUUCAUUUUUUGGAAUAUUUUCUGUCACGAUAAUGAAAAUGGUGGUCUUAUUAUCUUUGAUACGCUCAGUGGUCCACUAGUAAUAACUGAAAGCACAUUUGACAAUAAUCGAAUAGCCAAUGUUUUCAUUUCCAAUUCAUAUUCCGUUGUUGUCCUUAAUAGCUGGAUUAGAAAUGCACGUCCCAAAUCAGACGAUACCUAUGGUGAUGGGUUUGUAGCAAUGAAGAACAAGGAACCGAUCGAAUUACAUACAAGCAACGUAUACGACAAUUAUCGUGCUGGUGUAAGUGUAUGGGGUGGUAGAUUGAUAUUGAUAGACGACCGUCUUCAUGGUCAUAAAUUCGAUCUCAAUUAUGAAACUUAUGAUGGUAUUCCAGGCGAUUUUGACGGUUCAACAGGAAAUGUUUGUUCUGAUUAUCCACCUGGUAACAUCUGUGCAGCUCUGUCCUCGAGAUUGGCACCACCUUCGCCUAUUUCUCCUACACACUGA